Messenger RNA from Seminavis robusta, 1935 nucleotides. The record is from the annotation of a GenBank genome assembly. Lineage: Eukaryota; Bacillariophyta; Bacillariophyceae; Naviculales; Naviculaceae.
AUGGCGGCGUUUGCCGCUGCUGCUUUCCUGAUGGGAAGCAGCGAUGCCUUCUAUGUUCCUGGGGUUCACCCACUGUCGUUUGAAAAAGGAGAGGAUGUGCCUUUGAAAGUGAACGCGUUGACCUCUGUCCAUACUCAAAUCCCAAAAGACUAUUACCGCUUGCCCUUCUGCAAGCCAGAGAAUGGGCCCAAAAUGGCUUCAGAAAAUCUUGGGGAAUUCUUGACAGGCAACAAAAUUCAAGACUCGCCUUAUGUCAUUCAGAUGCUCACAGAAAAACGCUGUUCCAAGCUCUGUCAAAUUAGACUGAACGGGGUGGAUGCCUUGAGACUCCAAAAGCACAUCAAGUAUGGAUACCACAACAACUGGAUCAUUGACAAUCUUCCUUCAGCCAAUGUCGCUGUCAGCAAUGGAGCCAUGCAAAAGCAUUAUGCUGGAGGAUUCCCCAUUGGAUUUGUCGAUACAAAUGAAAAGGAUGCCUACAUCUUCAACCACGUGAAAAUUAUCAUUGACUACCACGUACGAGAUGAUGGUGGUUACAGAGUUGUUGGAUUUGGCGUCGAACCAACCUCCGUCAAACACCGAUUCCCCGGUGGAUUCGAAUGGGAUGGAAUGGCCAGCGAUGGCUUCCACAAGGAACUCGAAACCUGCCCAACCGCAACAACCGAUUUUAUCUCCCAAGACAGUGUUGAAACCGUCCAAGUUGUCAGAGCCGGCGAGCAGAUUCUUUUCACCUACGAUGUUACUUGGAUCAAGAGCGAUGUUGCCUGGACUUCUCGAUGGGAUGUUUAUUUGUCUGAAGACCAUUUUGUCCCUCCCCAAGUUCAUUGGUAUUCCAUCAGUAACUCCAUUCUGGUUGUCCUCUUCCUUUCUCUUGUGGUCCUCUCUGUUUUGGUGCGCAAUCUCCGAAGAGAUAUUGCUGCUUACAAUUCUUUGGCCAUUCUCACAGAUGAAGAGGAAGGCGACGAAGAGGAUGAAAAGGGCUGGAAAUUGGUUCAUGCCGAUGUUUUCCGUCCUCCUCAAAACAGACCCAUGCUCUACUGUGUCUUCAUGGGAACUGGAGUUCAGCUUGGUUUGACCACUCUUUUUGCCAUUGUGUUUGCUGCUGUUGGAUUUUUGUCCCCUGCCAGACGUGGCUCCUUCAUGAAUGCCAACUUGGCUUUCUACAUGCUAUCGGGUGUUUGUGCUGGAUAUGUUAGCAGCUGGCUCUACAAAGCAUUUGAUGGAAAAUAUUACCAGAUGUGCACAGUUUUGACAGCAACCCUCUUCCCUGGAAUCUCCUUUGCCAUCUUUAUCUUUUUCAACACUGUGUUGGCCUUCCACCACUCUUCGGCAUCUGUUCCAUUCUUGGAUGUCCUCAUUGUGGCAGCCAUGUGGGGUUGCAUUUCUAUCCCGUUGACUUUUGUUGGAGCCUUUGUGGGAUACAAGAAGGACAAAAUGGAGUUCCCAACCAUUACAUCCAGCAUUGCCAGGUCCAUCCCUGAACCUCCGCUUACUCUGAACCCUUGGAUUGGAAUGACUUUGACUGGUAUUAUUCCUUUUGCCGCGGCCUACGUGGAGCUGUUCUUUAUCAUGACAAGCCUCUGGAUGAACCAAUUCUACUACGUCUUUGGUUUCACCCUGAUUGUGUACAUUAUCUUGAUUAUCACAUGUGCAGAGGUGACACUUCUUUGUGUGUACUACCAGUUGUGCGCUGAGAACCACAGGUGGUGGUGGUAUUCCUUCUUCUGCUCUGGAUCUGUUUCUUUCUACAUGUUUGGGUACAGCAUCAUUUGGUUUGGAUCAUUGGAGGCCUCCAAAAUGCCCAUUACAUACUUGCUCUACUUUGGAUACAUGUUCCUCAUUUCGUUUGGAAUGUUGUUGGUCACGGGAUCAGUUGGGGCUCUCACUUCCUUGUGGUUUGUCAGGACCAUUUUUGGAACUAUCAAGGUGGACUAA